AUGAAGAGAUCAGACGCAAGAACUCGCCAGAAGUAUACUGGUCUGAAGAAAACAGCGUGGUCCUUCCAUAGUGGAACAUGUGCUUAUAUAGGCUCUGAUGAUAAAAUUCAUUUUAUUGGAACUUUUGAAGGAAAUCCAGAAAAAUCCGUCAUUUCUUAUACAGAAAAUGCCACUGAAAUUUCUUGGUCGCUUGCUUCUGAUACAUUAGCUGCUGGAUUUGAAGAUGGCCAAGUCGGAAUUUGGAGUAAUGGCACAACAAUUUUUUCAGAUGAGUUUGGCAUGGAAAGCGUUGCCUUAAUUUCAUGGCAUCCGGGCAAAAAUAAAUUUGCGACAGCUUCAACUACAGGAACAAUCAGAAUAUGGAAUAUUGACAAUAAUAAAAUUAAACUUCAGUCAUCUAAACCAACUGCAUACAAAUUUUUAUCAAUCACGUAUACAUUCGAAGAUCAAGAUACAAUCUACGCCAUGAAUGAUGAAGGCGAACUUCUAAAAUACGUCGAAAAACAAGAACUCGAAAUUGUCACGUCAUUACCACGACCAAUCAAUUACAUUAAUCUUUCUUAUGAUGGAAAGAUUGUUUAUUCAUUGAGCGGAGAUAACAUUUUAACAAUUUAUACAACAUCGCCAAAAUUCAAGAAAUUAUCACAAUCUAAGCUUGCAUCAGGCGAGAGUAUUUGCUUCUCACACAUUUCUGAUGAUAAGUUUUGCUAUUGCUGCAACGAUACAAUGUAUAUUAUCGAUAAUAAUUGCCAAAUACUAUUAACUCUUAAACCAAACGAAAAAGACAACAUCAUUGGCACAAUGUUCUACAGCGAUACUUGCGAGCUUGCUUGUAUGACAGGCGGCGGCAGAUUAAUGUUAUGGAAGUACGAAGAAGACAAAAACGCACUUUCCAUUGUCCGCAGCCUUGAAACCACAACUAAUGCCAAGAAAAUCAUAUGGUCUCCAUAUACAAAAGAGGCUUUAAUUGUUUUACCAGACGGAUCUUUCUCUCCUUGCCAGAUUCCUCCAAUUAGAUGUGUUGUUUCAAAGGAUAUCACAGCAGUACAAACAGAUGCACGAAGUAUUUCGUUGACAGGAGCUUUCAGACAAAAAUUUGAUUUUAUAAUUGAAAAAAUGUCAGCAUCUGCGAACAACUUGCUUAUCUUAUCCAAGACGACAGCGUACAUGCACUCAAUGGGAUACGGUUCUCUGACACAAAUCUCACAAUUCCCAAUUCCAGGGACAAACAUCGAAAUUUUGGGAGACACAGUCUAUGCAGUUAACGGCCAAACACUUGAAGUCCACAACAAACAAGGCGAAACGCGUGUUUCUGUUCCUAUUGAUGCUAAAGGCACAAUCAUCAGGACAUCUAUCAAUGGCCGUUUCUUAUGCCUUCUUUCCGAUUUAGAAGAAGUUGUUUUAUUCGAUGUUUCUAAACGAAAUCCUGAAUACAAAUCCACAUCCAAGUUAGAUAUUCCAGAACCGCAUCACAGGAUCAGAUCCAUCUCAAUCUCACGUGGUGGCUACUGUUUAUCAGUUUCCAUCGAUGUUAUGGAUCGCGGUCGAUGGAAAUUAGGAAACAACAUUUAUUUACACUCUCCUAAACUUCAGAAGACAGUUUCUAUGCAACCAGAAGGUGGAAUUCCUCUUGUCCAUCUUUGGGAUACUGUUUCAGAACGUCUUCUUUGCAUCCAAACGCCGUCAUUCGUUAUUCCUGCAUUCAUUUCUACCGAUUUGAACGUAAUGAUGAUGAAGAGCCGUCCAUCAUCACAGACACGUCUUAUGUUCAAAGUCGAAGUCCCGAGAAUCUACACAUGUGUCAUUGGAACUCGUUCACAAGUUUCCACUGAAAACUCAGUUAACACACUCUUGAUUCCACAGCUUGUCGAUGUCGAUGGCCUUGAAGGUCAGACACGAAGAAUCCUGACAAAUAUCUACUACUGCAUAUUUACUGGUGACAAAGCAGGAGCAGAAACAAUUGUCAGUGCUAUUAAAGAAGAAAGUGUUGCUCGAAGCGCUAUGAAGUUCUGUAUCAACAACGGCGAAAAAGGUCUUGCAGACAUCUGCUCAAAAGUUUUGACAUCGGCUGUUGAAGUUAAAUCAGGUGACAAACUUGAUUUCUUAAAUAACAUCACAUCCACAUCAUUUGAUGAAGCUGCAUCCAUCUGCACACCAACAGACAAGUUGCCUAUCCGUGCUGCAUCGUAUUUGCGUGGUUCCAUGUUCGAAUUAGAAGGCAAUGAACAAGAAUCUAUAAAAUCAUUUGCACAGAGUGGUCCAAACGGUUCCGAUAUUCUUCGCAUGGCUAUGCACAAAGGUGAUUUAUCAAUCAUCUUCAAAGCAGCAAAUGAUGGCAACUCAGAUCCACAACUUCACUUGUGGCUUGGUCGUUACUACGAAUACAAGACACAGUUCGAAACUGCACUAACACACUAUGACUUGUGUGGUGAAAUCCGUGAAUCCCUUCGUGUCUUGUGCAUUACUAAACAAUGGCAAGAAGCAUCACGACAUGUUUCUAACACAGGUGAUCGCGGUGCUAUUUGCCGUUUAGCGCGUCUCAUGAUUAAGAAACUUCCUACAGUUAGUGGUGAAGAACAAGAAAGCAUGAAGAAAGAUAUCCUUAAUCUUUUCAAGAACGCUCACCAGAACUCGGCCGCAUUCGAAUUUGCAUUCGAACAAGGCAUGGAGAACCAAAUCCUUUCAUUGUCUCUUUCAGCUCCUGCAACAUUACUUGCAAAAGCUGCAAAGAAAUACGAAGAAGACAAGAACAUCCGAACUGCAGUUCUUUUGUGGCACCGCGCAGGUCGUGUCAACAAAGCAAUCAGUUUAUGUCUUGAAAACCAAUUAGUUGGUGCAUUAACAGAGAUUGCUGACACAAUCACAGAUAAAUCAGACCACGAAGUUCUUGAGAAUGCUGCAAACUUCUUUGUUUCAAGAGAAGAUUGGACACGCGCUGCAUAUUUCCUUGCAUUGGCACAUAAUUUCACAUUUGCAAGCAAAAUCUGCAACGACCACGAUGUUCAAUUACCACAAUCACUUAUGGAAGAGCUCAGCCAGACAGAGGACGAACUUGAAGCCAAACAAGUUGCUCUUCUUUGCGAACAGCUCCAGAUGUACAAUAUCGCAAGCAAAGUUUGGAUGCGUUUGAACGACCACAUUUCAGCAAUGAAAGACAUAAUCCGUGGCGAUGAUCCAGAGAAAGUCAUCAGAUUUGCUAACAAACUCAAGCGUAAGGAUGCAUUCAUUAUGGCUGCGGAUUAUCUUUCUGAACAGAAUCCUCGUGAAGGUGAACAGUUGUUUAUCACUGCAAUGCAGUUUUAUCAACGCGCUGGUUCAUACGACAAAAUCUCACAGUUCUUAGAACGUUCAGCACAGACGGAGAUUGAUGACUUCCAAGACUACAAGAAAGCGCUUGAUCUUCUCAGACGCGCUCACCAGACAAUGGCUAAGACAGAUAUGACAAGAGAUCGUGAAGCAAUUGUUAUGUCGCAGCUUCAAAAGAUUCGAUGGAUUGAGAUGUACAUCGAAGCAUCAGAAUGUGUGCAAUCGGAUCCAAUGCGUAUGCAGUGCAUUUGCAACGAGCUGUUGCAGACACGUGGUGUUGAUAUUUGUUUGCGUCUUGAAGACGUUUACAUGCUGUUAGUUCAGUACUUUGUUGAACUUGGCAACUUCACACAAGCUCAGCGUAUUCUUGAAAACAUGCGUAAGAAUGGUGUUGAUCUUAAAUGGUUCAUGGAAGUCGAACAACUUAAGAAGAUCUACCGAAUGGCCGGUGUUGAAUAUGUCGACGAAGAACCAACAUUUGAUCGUAGCCGUGUUGAUAAUAUCCCCGAUGAUUGUGUUGAUCCAAUUGAAGAUGAUUUCUAA
This is a messenger RNA of Trichomonas vaginalis G3, 3849 nucleotides long. RefSeq names its product ift140/172-related cilium protein family. Lineage: Eukaryota; Parabasalia; Trichomonadida; Trichomonadidae. The transcript has a single exon. The coding region runs from base 1 to 3849 and encodes 1282 amino acids. Gene Ontology annotation, cellular component: intraciliary transport particle A; ciliary basal body; axoneme. Gene Ontology annotation, molecular function: protein binding. The record is from RefSeq and is a predicted model, not a curated record. Gene Ontology annotation, biological process: intraciliary retrograde transport.